Molecule: messenger RNA, 423 nt
Organism: Schizosaccharomyces osmophilus
Lineage: Eukaryota; Fungi; Ascomycota; Schizosaccharomycetes; Schizosaccharomycetales; Schizosaccharomycetaceae
Gene: eaf6
Product: Mst2/NuA4 histone acetyltransferase complex subunit Eaf6
Exons: 2
Coding region: 1-423 (140 amino acids)
Cellular component (GO): NuA4 histone acetyltransferase complex
Source: RefSeq, a predicted model, not a curated record
AUGUCUGAUUCCAAUACAAAAGCCAAGGAAUCUGAUGAAAUCGCCAAUCCCUCCUACUAUGAAAGUUGUAAAAAGGAAUUACAUGAUAUGCUUGGAAAGCGUCAUGACCUGGAGACUUCCUUGAUGGACAUUGAGGACUCCUUGUAUCAGCUAGAGGGAAACUAUCUUGAAAAAACAUCUGGGACAGGAAACAUAAUCCGUGGCUUCGAUGGAUUACUGAAAGCGACUGGAACAAAUUUACGGCGUCGCUCGGAAUAUGUAGAAUCAGAUCGCUUAUUUUCUCUGUCUUCUCUUACCAGUCCCAAUGCUCGUUCUGUGAAUUACGAUCUAGAUGACUCCACAGAAACAAGCAGGAGGAGAAAGCGUAAAUAUGAGGCAAAUGCAGCAGAUAAUCGCCGUCGGCUUUCUUUUCGUGAAAUGUAG